UUCAUACCAGAACCUAUGCCAAAAUAAGGCCUUAAACCCAAUGGCGUCGUAAGAAUACAAACGACGUCUCUUGGUGUCGUUUUUACCUGGUGUGUCUGUGUGCGUCUUCCCGUCUUCCCCAUCCCCGCCCCCACUUUUUCCAGAUUCCUUCUUCUGAUUCUUAUUAUGUCAUAAUGGCGAAGGGCCGCAAACUCACCACUAGCCGGAGCGAAAGGUUGCUCGGAAGCAACGCCUAUAGCUACGGUCACAGCCAGGGAUCCAGUGGUACCGACUCCUCCGAGCUCGGCGAGGACGAUGUCUGGUCCAUGGUCGGUACCUCCACGGACAUGGUCGACCACUCGGCGUCCCACUCCAACGGAGAAUGGAACUCUACUGAAGCAGUCUCCACCACAGCCGAGGGCAUGGCAAAUAUGUCAAUCCGUGGCCGACGCCGAAUCCACCCCGACGAACAACCCGUGGGCGGGCUGUCGUUGGCUUUUGACUCGAGCAAGACGACGUCGACUCGGAUCCUCCACCAGUUCCGCGGAAACGACGGCUUGUCGUCAUCCCCACGUGGUCACCAAUUGGCUACGUCGCUGCCCGUGAACGUACCGGAUUGGAGCAAGAUCCUCCGAGUCGACUCGGUCGACUCGCUGCACGAGUUGGAUGACGGGAUGGAGGACUGCGAGUCGGAGAUGGUUCCCCCGCAUGAGUACUUGGCGCGUGAGUACGCGUACAGCCGGAAGCCGGCGGCGACGUCUGUCUUCGAAGGCGUGGGUCGGACCCUUAAAGGACGGGACAUGAGCCGGGUUCGAGAUGCGGUUUGGAGGCAGACCGGAUUCGAUGGUUAAAAUGAAAAAUAAUAUAAUAAUUAAUUAAUUAAAUUUAUUUAGGGAAUUAAAAUUGAAGAGCGAGGGAAUCGUCUUUAUUUAAUAUAUAAAUAUUUAUUUAUGAAUUUUGUAACGGAUUGGGGUGGCUGGGACAAGGGGCCAAAGAUGAUGAUCGACGAUCGUGGAGGUUUGUGGAAAUUGGCAAUUCUUUUUCUAGGGCAAUGAUUCACCCGAGUUCACUCGGUCGCAAAUGAGCCCAAUUAUGAUUCUGAAUUUCGACUUGAGCUCCUCUUUUAUAUGUUUCUAUGGAAUUUUGGGAAUUUUUCAAUUCCAUUUUCUCGUUUCUUUUCUUUACUGUAUAAAUAGUUUUUUUUCUCUGUCCACGAAUUUUAAUGUUUUGUACCAAUUUAAAAAAAAUAAAAUCAGUCGUCAUAAUUAUAAACUA
Humulus lupulus (European hop) is the source of this 1254-nucleotide messenger RNA. RefSeq names its product protein S40-5-like. The transcript has a single exon. The coding region runs from base 174 to 830 and encodes 218 amino acids. Lineage: Eukaryota; Viridiplantae; Streptophyta; Magnoliopsida; Rosales; Cannabaceae. The record is from RefSeq and is a predicted model, not a curated record.